Messenger RNA from Oryzias latipes (Japanese medaka), 2656 nucleotides. Lineage: Eukaryota; Metazoa; Chordata; Actinopteri; Beloniformes; Adrianichthyidae. The record is from RefSeq and is a predicted model, not a curated record.
UCCGAGAUCCAAUAAGCAACUGUAGCAUCAACUGCUCCUCAGUGUGCAGGUGUAGCCUUGUGAUGGACAGGUGACCUGUCCAAACAAAGAGUUUUCCAUUGUUUUCCAAAACACAAAUACACAUACUAAAAAAUAAUCUUUUUCUUCCAAAGACACCCAGUCUGUUAUUUACAAAAAUCCUAAUAAUUUACCUGAAAAAUAAAAAUACAAACAACAUCAGGUGAGUCACAUGACCUGGUGGGUCGGUCACUACUUCCUGGAAAUCAAAAGAAACUAAAGAUGACGCCGCGUGAGCUUUGUGUACAUGCAUGCGUGAGGAUUAAGAGUCGACAACCCGGUGUGCACCCAGGGAUACCUGCAGAGGAACAGGGAGAAAAGUAAGUUAAAGCAAAUGAAUGGCAUGACUGCGUGUCUGCAUGUGCACGUCCAUGCGCACGUGUGUGUGUGUGAGUCCGAGUGCAGCCACCAGCUGAUGGUGUUACACAGAGGUGUUUGGGUUUCUGGAGGAAAGCUGCAGCAUCAACAGCCACUGUCUGCUGGGAGGAUGAAGAGCAGAGCGAUGAAGAACUCAGGGGCUGCUCUGACCUCUGACCUCUGACCGUGAACCCUCUGAAGGCCGCAGCAGCACAGUGACCUGCAUUCAAACCCACUCAGCUGAUUGAAACAAAAACAUGAAAUCAAAUGUUUUAAACGUGUUUUAGGUUUUUUGAGACAUCCGACCUUUAGAGGAGAUGUUUUAUUGAGGUUAUUUUUUGUAAAGUUUGAGUUUGAACUCUCAGAUCACAUGUGCAGCAUUUCUACAGCGCUGCUUCUGUUCGCUUAGAUAACAGGAAGUGACACAUGACAGGCUGUGGUGAGCGUGAGGCUCCGCCCCCAGUGACAUAAGUGUCAGUCACAGAAGGGUAGAUGAGGAGCAGCUCUUCCUGUCGUGCAGCAGCAGCAGGAGCAGCAGCAGAAGGAGGAGCAGCAGGAGGAGCACAGGAGGAGCAGGAGGAGCAGCAGCAGAAGGAGGAGGAGCAGGAGGAGGAGGAGGAGCAGGAGGAGGAGGAGCAGGAGGAGCAGGAGGAGCAGGAUGGCCACGUUUGUCUCGGUUCCCCGUGUUCUUCUGUGUUCCAGCUCGCCACAUGUCACCACUGUCCCAUCACGCCGACCCGCCGUGGCCUCGUUUACAGAGACUCUCUGUCGGGUCUGUGCAGGAACCUGAGAACGUCUCCCUGGACCCAGAACCCCCGAGCCGUUCGGCUGCACGACCUCCCCAGCAAACCCCCCCACAGACUCCCACAAUCCUCGGCUCUGUCUCACCCAAAGCGGACCAGCAGCUUGAAGCAGCUGGUUCUGACCCACUUAAGGAGGCUACUCACACUAAGCCCCGCCCACCGGGUGGCAGGCUGAUCCCAGACCCCCAGGGCGACUGAACACCAGAGGGCACCACAGGCUGGCAGAUGAGGGCGGAUGUUCUGACCGGUUCUGACCCGCUCCAGAGAUGGACCUCACCAAGGCUCAGGGGGAGGAGCUGAGCUGGAGAAGAGUUUUGAUCUUUGAGUUGAUGUUUUUUCUCCUGCAGCUGCUCCAGAAACUGCUUUUCCUCUAACGAUUAAUCACCUUUCAGCUCCAACAUCUGGACUCUGUCUACACAGGUUCUAUUUACCGAAUCAAACUGCAGUUUCUCUGGAGCUGCAGCCGAACAACAACAGGGUCUUAAGAGAUUAAAACUUUCAUAUUUUCCUGAUCCUGAUUAUUGCUGCUGGUGAGAACAAAGUUCAAGAGAUGAAAGAAUAAAGAAAAAAGAUCCAACUAAAAAACGUUAUUAGAAAAAACAGUCAUUUAUAUUUAUUUUUGCUUUAUGGUAAAUAAAUAUUUCAAACAUUUGGUUUAAAAAAUAUUGUUUUUCAUCAGAUUUUUUUUAGUUGCAGAAAAAGAAUCAUAUCUUGAUAAUGGAGAAGCUUUGACGGAUUAAAACUACAAACAGCUGAUAAAUGACGGUUACAACUGUAAAUACAGGAGAUGAAAAACUGACAGGUGUCAGUCAGAAAAGCUGUCAACCCUUAAAAACCAGACACCUAAACUCUUUGGACUCCUGGAACUCUUGUAUGCGGUUAAUGUAAAAUCAGCUGAUUCAGAUGUAAAAUCAGCUGAUUUACGCUGAUUGCGUAAGAAUCCGCUGGAAAAGACUGACUGCAGUUCAGAGAAGGUGAACUGCGGAGGUACAGAGCUGCUGAAGGUGAAAGCAGAGCUAAUGUAAAACGCUGGAAUCUCAGUAGUGGGCGGAGCUUCGCCUCCACCUGAGUUUCGUGUCUCUGCUUUGGAUUUGGAUUCAUUUCUGAUCAUCUUCUGGAAUGAAAACCUUCAGCAGAAACUCCUCAGAAUGGAUUCAGCAUGGAGGUGGAAGGCUGGUGAUGUGGGCUUGUGUUCCCACUGAAACCCGGACCACGCUGGGUCAUCAAGAGGCAAAGAUCCGGUUCUGUGAGGAACAGCAGACGGGCUCGGGUGUCUUUGUGGAGCAGAACAAUGUUCAGGUGGAGGAGAGUGUGACGGUUUGAAACCACACAGAGGAAAACGUUGGUCAGGAUGUUUUGCUCUUUAUUUGUGAAAGUUUUACACAAAUGUAAAGAUAAUCAGGUCAAAAAGAUAUGAAGUCAAUAAAGCGUAGAAAUCC